This is a messenger RNA of Hansenula ciferrii, 1320 nucleotides long. Its product is annotated as Casein kinase I. The record is from RefSeq and is a predicted model, not a curated record. Bases 1 to 1320 code for a protein of 439 amino acids. Gene Ontology annotation, biological process: signal transduction; peptidyl-serine phosphorylation; endocytosis. The transcript has a single exon. Gene Ontology annotation, cellular component: nucleus; cytoplasm. Gene Ontology annotation, molecular function: ATP binding; protein serine/threonine kinase activity. NCBI's taxonomy places the organism in Eukaryota, Fungi, Ascomycota, Saccharomycetes, Phaffomycetales, Wickerhamomycetaceae.
AUGUCAUCUCAAAGUCAAUCUGCUAAUGUCAUUGGUAUUCAUUACCGUGUAGGUAAGAAAAUUGGUGAAGGUUCUUUUGGUAUCAUUUUUGAAGGGGUUAAUCUAUUAAAUAAUCAACAAGUUGCUAUUAAAUUUGAACCAAGAAGAACUGAAGCUCCUCAAUUAAGAGAUGAAUAUAGAGCUUAUAGAAUCCUUGCAGGUUCUUCUGGUAUCCCAAGAGCUUAUUAUUUUGGUCAAGAAGGUUUACAUAAUAUCUUGGUUAUAGAUUUAUUAGGUCCUUCUUUAGAAGAUUUAUUUGAAUGGUGUGGACGUAGAUUUAGUCCAAAAACUGUUGCUCAAGUUGCAAAACAAAUGAUUUCAAGAGUUCAAACUAUUCAUGAUAAAGAUUUAAUCUUUAGAGAUAUUAAACCAGAUAAUUUCCUUAUUGGGAAAUCGGGUUCAACAAAUGCAAAUACAAUUCAUAUAGUAGAUUUUGGUAUGGCUAAAUAUUAUAGAGAUCCAAAAUCAAAACAACAUAUUCCUUAUAGAGAAAGAAAAUCUCUUAGUGGUACUGCAAGAUAUAUGUCUAUAAAUACUCAUUUAGGUCGUGAACAAUCAAGAAGAGAUGAUUUAGAAAGUUUGGGUCAUGUUUUCCUUUAUUUUUUAAGAGGUUCAUUACCAUGGCAAGGUCUUAAAGCUCCAACAAAUAAACAAAAAUAUGAAAAAAUUGGUGAAAAAAAAAGAUCAACCCCCGUGGCUGAUUUAGUUUAUGGUUUACCAAGUCAAUUUGGUGAUUAUUUAACUUAUGUUCGUAAUUUAGCUUUUGAACAACAUCCUGAUUAUGAUUAUUUAAGAUCUUUAAUGGAUAAUGCUCUGCAAUCAAUUGAUGAAAUUUCUGAUGGUUAUUAUGAUUGGAUGUCAUUAAAUGGUGGUAAAGGUUGGGAUGCAGAAAUUAAUAAAAAACCAAAUUUACAUGGUUAUGGAAAUCCAAAUCCAAGACAACAACAACAACAACAACAACAAUCAAAUGCUCAACAACAACAAAGAGAUCAACAACAACAAGCUGGUGCUUUACAAGGAGGUCAACAACAACAAAUUCAACAAGCUCAUUUAAAACAAAAAGUUCAUUCAUUAAAUAAUUCAAGAUCAAGAACUCCAAAAUUAAAUCAAAAUAAUUAUUUAUUAAAUUCAUCUCAAUAUGCAGUUAAUUCAAAUCAUCAAAAUAAUAAUAAUAAUAAUAAAACUACAGAUCCAAAUCAAAACUUAAUUAAUGAUCAAACAGAUUUAAGAUCGAAUUCAUCAGAAAAGGGAUUUUGGAGUAAAGUUUGUUGUUGUAAUUGA